Molecule: messenger RNA, 3093 nt
Organism: Drosophila hydei
Lineage: Eukaryota; Metazoa; Arthropoda; Insecta; Diptera; Drosophilidae
Gene: Hira
Product: protein HIRA homolog
Exons: 5
Coding region: 181-3078 (965 amino acids)
Biological process (GO): regulation of DNA-templated transcription; chromatin remodeling; DNA-templated transcription
Cellular component (GO): nucleus; HIR complex
Molecular function (GO): nucleosome binding; protein binding
Source: RefSeq, a predicted model, not a curated record
UUUAGAAAUAUAUCAAUGUUUGACGUGUCAGCUAUAUCGAUUUAACAAUAGCUUGUACACUGAAUUAAUCUACUCGAUAUACGUCGUUAUGUUAUUCACAUCCCUAUUUGCCGGCAAACACAAUACCGAGCGGCAAUUGGAACCGCGGUUAUUUGCAAACAAGUGACAGCAGCCGCAUUAAUGAGGCUCGUGAAGCCUGGUUGGGUGCAUCACGAUGAUAAACCCAUCUUCUCAGUGGAUGUGCACCAGGAUUGUACGAAAUUUGCGACCGGCGGCCAGGGCAAUGAUUCGGGACGCGUUGUCAUUUGGAAUCUGAAGCCGGUGCUCUCCGAAAAGGAUGAGAAUGACGCCUCAGUGCCCCGCAUGCUCUGCCAAAUGGAUCAGCACUUGGCAUGCGUCAAUUGUGUGCGCUGGUCGCAAAAUGGACAGCUUCUUGCCUCCGGAUCCGAUGAUAAGUUGAUCAUGAUUUGGCGCAAGGCUCAAGGAGCGAGUGGUGUCUUUGGCACCGGUGGCAUGCAACAGAAUCACGAGUCUUGGAAGUGCAUACACACAUUGCGCGGUCAUGAUGGCGACGUUCUCGACUUGGCCUGGUCGCCUAAUGAUUACUUUUUGGCUAGUUGCAGCAUAGACAACACCAUCAUUGUCUGGGAUGCUCGAGCGCUGCCCAACAUGUUGCAAACACUGAAAGGGCAUACGGGUUUGGUUAAGGGCGUGGCCUGGGAUCCGGUGGGCAAUUUUUUGGCCUCGCAGUCAGACGAUCGCAGCAUCAAGAUUUGGCGCACCAUGGACUGGUCGUGCGGGACAACGAUUACGGAGCCGUUUCAGGAAUGCGGCGGCACCACACACAUCUUGCGCCUCUCCUGGUCACCCGACGGCCAGUAUCUGGUCUCCGCGCAUGCUAUGAACGGGGGUGGACCAACCGCGCAAAUAGUCGAACGCGAAGGCUGGAAAUGCGACAAAGAUUUUGUGGGUCAUCGCAAGGCGGUGACCUGCGUACGCUUCCACAAUUCCAUACUCACGCGCUACAUGGCCGGCGAUAGUCCCAGUAAAGCGAUGCAGUACUGCGUCCUAGCCGUGGGCUCCAGGGAUCGCUCACUGUCCGUGUGGAUGACGGCGUUGCAGCGUCCCAUGAUUGUCAUCCACGAACUGUUCAAUGACAGCGUGCUGGACAUGUCCUGGGGUCCACAGCAGUGUCUGCUGAUGGCCUGCAGCGGCGACGGCACCAUCGCCUGCCUACAGUUCAACGAGGAGGAGUUGGGCACACGCGUCUCCGAGGUGGAAAAGAAGGCCAUCUUCAAGCGCAAAUACGGCGGCUGCAUCGAGGACAACUAUGCCAUCAAGCAGCAGGCACGCUGCCUGCCCGAGCUCACCUCCUAUGACCUGCCCAAUGCAGCCAUGGAGCGGCGCCUGCCUGUCCAGCAGGCGGGCCAAGCGGGUGCAGCGUCGCCAGCGCGUGCCAUCAGCAAACAGACAGAGACGCGCACCAAAGAUGGCAAGCGACGCAUUACGCCCAUGUUUAUACCGCUCAACGAUCUCUCGGAGCCAAUUUCAAGCAUGGGCAGCAGCAGCAUCUCCAGCGGCGGCAACAGCAGCAACGUCUACCAUAGCAAUAGCAACAACAAUAGCACCAAUCAGAACAGCAACGGCGUGGAGCCACUGAUGCCAGAGCCGUUGUUCACGCGGCCGGAACCGGUGGGACGCCUGAUGUUGCCGCCGGCGCCAGCGGCGACAGCAGCGAUUGCACCGCGCCGAAAUUCGAUGCAGUUGCUCUGCGAUUUGAAUAGCAGCAACACGCACGGACCGAAGAUGCAAAUUACAGCGAAUAGCAAGUGUGAAUUCACCAAAUCCGCGCAAGACUAUCGCGUCCAUGUGCAGAACGGGCAUCUGAAGACGGGCUAUGGCAUGGUCGCUAAGGUGACGGCGCAGCUCAGCCGUGAACAGCUCUGGGAGAUGUAUGUCGGCUCGCCCGUGAUCAAUGUGAAUCUGUGUAGCAAAUAUGUGAUGCUCUGCUCGCUCGAUGGCAGCAUGCGGCUGUUGGCCAUGCCAACCGGCUGCCCCAUCUUUCCAGCCAUCUCAUUGAAUAGCCCGGCCGUGCACUGCGCCUUCAGUCCGGACAAUCAGAUGGUCGGUGUGCUCACCGAGUGUGGCCUGCUGCGGAUCUGGCACAUUCCCAAGCGACGCAUUCGACUAGCCACCAACUGCCUGGAGCUGCUGGCCAAGCAUGGCAUGGCGCUGCAGUUCGCCAUUACGGAUCAGGGCAUGCCGCUGAUUGGGUUUCCCAGCGGCAACUCCUACUCGUAUUCCACGAAUCUGAAGUCCUGGCUGGUGUUGGCCACUGGCGAUGCCAUCAUGUUCAACGGCAUCCGUGGCUCACUGCCGCGCGAUCUGGAGCACGUGAAUCGCAAGUUCCCGCUGCUCAGCAUGCAGGCCAGCACACAGAACUAUCUCAGCCUGCGCGGACCCGUCGAAAUUGAUCCGGAGAGCUGGCAGCAAACGGCCAAGGUGCUGUUCCUUGAGAAUCAAAUAAAGCUCUGCGAGGCCAUGGAGGCGAUCGAGGAACUGAAGCAUUGGCACGCCAUGCUCACCUUCCAGCUGGCCACCUACGGCACCGAGAAGCGUUUGCGACUCUUCUUGGAUGGCCUGCUCAAUACGGAGCAGGAGGCAACGCAGUGUGCGCCCAAGCACGAGCUGAUGCAGUGCGUGCUGGAAUCACUGAAGCCGCACACCCAAUGGGAGCACAUCUACAACGAAUACCUGGAGGUUUACAAGCUGAACGAGGAGAAUUUUGUGAUCGAUGCGCCGGCGCCGCAAUCUUCCUCAACGCUCACCUAUCCGCUACCCUCGUCGCCGUGUACACGCACCCGUGGCGCAGCCGCUGCGGCGGCUGCCAUCGAAAAGCUGCUCACAGCGGAGCCAUCGUCACCGCCACCGCCACCGACGCCGCCUGUGCGUCCUGGCUCGGAUCGCAAGAGCGUCGAGCCGGAUGGCUGUGACACGGAAUCAUCAUCGUCCUCGCAACCGGCAUCGUCCUCAACGCCAGAGCCGACGAUCGUCGAUCUUGAAACGGACAAGAACUGAGAUGUCAAUGCGAAC